Molecule: messenger RNA, 1105 nt
Organism: Closterium sp. NIES-67
Lineage: Eukaryota; Viridiplantae; Streptophyta; Zygnematophyceae; Desmidiales; Closteriaceae
Source: the annotation of a GenBank genome assembly
GUGAUCAGCGCGCAUAACGCAACCACAUUCGCUCGAACCUGCAUGCCUCUUUAGUCUCACAGUGCUCGUUCUACCUACCUCUCCCGUCUCGCCCUCCGUCUGCACGCCUUCCCCCCCUUUCCCGCGCGCCAUGCCAUCGUCCUACGCCCUCCCCGCCGCCAAUCGCGCCCACUUGUCGCCCGAGAGGGACGGCGGAGCGCGGGAGGUGGCGGAGCGGGGAGAGCCUGCAGGCGCGGGCGCGGAGGUGGAGCGCGAGGCGUCGUUUGCGGAGCGCGUGGCGCGGAGCAUCUUCGUGGACGAGCUGUGCCCCGCCGUGACGCCCGCCGUGCUGCAGAGCGCGCUGGGGCAGUUCGGCGCCGUGCGCUCCGUGCAGCUCGUGCCCAACCUGCUCCUCCCGCGCCGCUCGUCCGGCUGCGCCAUCGUCGAGCUGCACUCGCGAGACGUCGCCGCCAAGAUGCUCGCGGAUCUGAGCGAGUCGCUCUUGAUCGUCGGCGCUGGCCCCCGCCCCGUGCGCGCGUGCAAGGCGCGUGCCGACAUGUUCGACGGCGCCUUCGUCUUCCCCUCUGCGCUGCAUGCUGCCGCGCUCUCCCAACCCGCGCCCGCCGCCGCCUCCGCCGCUGCCUGGCACGGCGCCCCAUGUUCCUCGGCGCCCGCCCUCCCGGGCUUUAGGAGGGCGCGGAGGUGGAAGGAGGUGGCGGGGCGGCAGGCGGAGGAGAUGAAGAUGCUGGCGGAGCACGUGGCGUGGGAGAAGCAGCAGGUGGGGGAGCGGCAGCGCGUGCGCAUAGAGGAGGACCUGCGGCGCCUCACGCUCAUCGACCACGCCAUGGCGCCCAACGGGGCCAUCGCGCACCUCAGGCACUACUACGGCAUGCCCGCCAUGGACUGGCACAUGAUGUGACGCCAUGCCAUGCCAUGCCAUGCCCAUGUGCGCCAGUGUGCACUGCGCGCGCGCACCAAUGCCAUGGCACUUCUCUCAUGGUCCAUUCAAAUUCAAACUGCCUGAGGUUGCAUGGAGGUGCUGCCGUUGCGGUGUGCUACACUGUUACGUCUUGUGUUUUAUUUUUCCUUAGUGUACAGCUUUCUAGCCUAUGGGUUGAAUUGAAUG